AUGUCCUCAACAUUAGAAACCAUUAACCUGCCCCAUCUCCCUUCUUCUCUGCCUGUGCAUGUAGCUCUCUACCGGGACAUUCAGAAUGCCCCAUUUCUUCGACAGCAGCUCAUCUCCGGGAACUCGGACUUCGAAUAUGCGUUCAUUGAUGCAAGCAUGGUUCUCUCGAGAGCGCACGUUUCGUCCGCAAUCUUCAGGGCAGUAAAUGACUAUCUCAAUGAGCGUCUUAAGUCUCGUAAUGUCCACUCGGAGAUUGUUUUCUCGCUUAGUCCCACGAACAAUAUUGCCGACUCCUUCCGGAAAUUCGGUAUCAGCGACUCAACGAAAGAUCUGUUGGUGGUAAAGGUGUCUGUAACACCAGAAGUUACCCAUGAUGCAGUGGCGACACAUCUGGCACGAUCUGUCGAAGGCUCGCCUGUGCCCUUCAAUGACGAGACUCUGUCUGAGAUCGCGGAUGUUGCUAAAAUCAAGAAGGCCUACAAAUUGGGAGCAUUGCCUUCUGCCUCUGCGGGUCAAGUGAACGGUGCUGGAAACGGUGAUAAUAUGCGACUCGAAAAUUCCAUCAUCGGUGCGAUUGCCUUGCGAGGGGCGACUUGA
Aspergillus bombycis is the source of this 597-nucleotide messenger RNA. Its product is annotated as EKC/KEOPS complex subunit CGI121/TPRKB. The coding region runs from base 1 to 597 and encodes 198 amino acids. Gene Ontology annotation, biological process: tRNA threonylcarbamoyladenosine modification; telomere maintenance via recombination. The transcript has 3 exons. The record is from RefSeq and is a predicted model, not a curated record. Gene Ontology annotation, cellular component: nucleus; cytosol; EKC/KEOPS complex. Lineage: Eukaryota; Fungi; Ascomycota; Eurotiomycetes; Eurotiales; Aspergillaceae.